Molecule: messenger RNA, 1775 nt
Organism: Cydia amplana
Lineage: Eukaryota; Metazoa; Arthropoda; Insecta; Lepidoptera; Tortricidae
Exons: 8
Coding region: 2-1771 (589 amino acids)
Source: RefSeq, a predicted model, not a curated record
AAUGCAAGCUGAAUAUCCGAAGAAAGUAAAUCCUCCUUAUUGGGAUAGAGUUCACGUUCAGCCAAGAGUGAGGAAGUUUCCUGAUACAGGGGAGUCUAGCGAAACCAUCCGACGGAGGUGGCGACCACCGCCUGAAGUGGUACAGGAAUUGAAAGCGCCAGUUCCGGAAGUGAGGUUCUACGACCGAGAUUACAAUGUGACCAGCCAACUGAGCCGGUCACAGACUUGCGAGGACUUCAAGUACAAGGCUCCAGAAACGCGUAGAUUUAACAAACAUACUGCUUGUACUGAAAAUCAGUAUAUUUAUCCACCUAGUCGAAGGCUAACAGACCAGCCCCCGAUGUGCAAUGCACACGACACGACGGAAAUGCGACAUGCAUACAAAAUACCGCAACAUCCACCGACCCUGGUUACUGAAAAGAACCAGCAUAAGCAUCCUGCCUGCCUGCCUGACCCACCAAUGAUAGAUCCAAGUUGGCACAAAGACUUAGAACCUUUGGACACAACAUACGAAGGAUAUGAGAAGUACCUAGACCCUUAUCUCACAACGAGCCGGCUGCAUCAUAGGCCAUAUACAGCAGAGCAGCUGAGUAGACGAUCUGUAACAAAAGAUAUUGUGACCUAUCACACCUUGUCCAAAGAACCCUGGAUCAUGGCUGAUUCAACAACAGAAAACAAUGCUGCUAAUGUAAACGAAGUCCCCAAUAAUCAGGAAGAUGCUCCAGCAAGGGAACCUGCACGUGAAUUAUUUUUUGACUGGCCCAUUAAUGUUGUUGUGUCCGAACCUAAGAUCCUCAGCCCAGACCCAGAUAUAGCUCAACAGGGUAAAAAUGUACAGAAACUAGGCCCGCUAUGGAAAACCGUCAGAUAUGCAGAUACAAAGAGACAGUUUGAAUCUACGGCACCUUUCUGUGCAUUGCUUGUGAACCAUGAACUUGAAAGUUUGACUCCGAGAUGCAAGUCAUUUGACAUGCUGCAGAGGUUUGAUCAAACUCUUGCAGCUAUAACACAUGGGCUUCUGAAACAGAGGAAAGUACUACAAAGUGCUUUAGAUUGUUUACCUGCAGAAGCGAGAAAUACUGUUCAGAAUGCUUUGCAGUCAGCCGAUUCGCAGUAUAAAAAGAUUUCAGAUGAUUUACUGCAAUAUACAAAUGCAGAUGCUGUCAAUUUCACAAGCAACGCCGCAGGCAGUCAUCAGAAGAAUCUCAAGAAGAUGAACCUGUGGUUCCUGAUAGAAAGAGACACCGCAAACAGCGCAGGCAAAGGAAUUCUUCUGAUGAUCAAAGUUCAGAAGACGAGGCUAGGUCUCGAGGAAGAAAGAGACAACCUGAGCAACGUCAGAACUCGCAAACCUUCGGCAGAUGAUUGGCAUUUGCCAUUAGAAGGAUGUAAAACUAAGUAUGAAAGAGAAAGCAUCAGAAAAAAUUCCACAUUUUCCCUCCCAAAAGAACACGUGUUUAGGGAAAUUAUCACUCAUAAUAAGCCUAAAUGGCUGCCAGGCUCAUUUCGUACCGAAGUACGAGACAACUACGUAUCACCAGCUAGCCAGCCCGGCUCUAAUAUUCGCGAUCUUGAAGAGCAAGUACAAACAUAUUACCAACGAAGCAUCGCGAAUUUGCAAACGAAUGCCCACUACGAGCACUCUACUGUAAAGGAGAAGUUUGCUUCUGAGACAUCGCAGAUAGGAACGGGGAAACCUAUUUGUUCCGUGUUGGAUCAAUUCAAGGAAAAGAAUAAGAGGCUUCAGUUAAAAAAUACGAGAAUUAGUUAAGUUU